AGGAAAGUAUCUUAUUAUCUUGGCACUCAGUAAGAUAGAUAAAGCUCUAUCUAUAUGUAAUAUAUCUAUGCUAUGAUCUACUGGAUCCGUCAUCCGUCAUCCAUCGUCCGUACAUUACUAUUACUCCGCGAGUUGGUGUGGUCGAAAGGAAAAACCAUACAUACAUUUUCAGUCUUGAAAUUGCUUGGAUAAAUAAUGGCAAAUGCAGAAUCGCUUGCAGAAGUAACUGACGUUGUACAAAUUCUUCGACAAUGGGAAGAAGAGCAUAAUUCACCAAUGUAUGACCCUAUUCCUGUUCUUCAGAGAUUAGCAGAUAUAAUAGAACUUGAGACAGAGAAUUAUAUGAAGAUGGAUCCAGAUCCGUUUGAUGAAAGGCAUCCCUCGCGCACUGAUCCAGAAUGUAAUUUUGGACAUAUAUUAAAAGUUUUAUUCAGAAAGGAUAACUUUAUGACAAAGUUAAUAAAUGACUAUUUGAGGGACACAUACUGGUCUCGUGCAGGGAUAACUGGAAGAGAUGUUAGAAAGCUGAAUAUCGCCGCUUGCCGUUUGAUGCUAGACAUACUUCCAGGAUUAGAAACAUCAGCUGUAUUUCAACCAGAUAUGGAGGGCCUUAUACACAGAUUAUUCUCUUGGUCGGAGAAAAGUGUCGAACCGUUACAGAGCUACUCAACUGGUCUUUUGGCAGCUGCCAUGGAAGUGCAAGACAUUGCUACAGGAUUUAGAGAUCAGAACGCUAAGAUGGUACCAUUGAUGCUGCAACGGUUGCACAAGUUACAGCAGAAAGCGCAUGAAGAUCGCCAGCAGAAAGCGCACGAAGAUCAUCAGAAGAAUGCCAGACCGUUUGCUCAUUUCGGACAAGAUAGGAACAGCAUUGUCGAUCUCGAGGAUAAAGCCAUCCCUGGGAAACACAAAGCGCGAGAAAAGUGGCGGAAGAACGGAAUCGUAAAGAAGCAAGAGCUUUCUUCCGACGAGGAUGACUCCACGCACGAUGAUAUGCCAGUCAUAAAAAAGAAAAGAAGCAAUUCGGGUUGCGAAACGCCUGUGAAAAAUAGUGAUUUAUAUCCCGAGAUCAUGUCCCCGCCUCUGUCUGUUCCGAAAACUACGAACAAUUCUGUUAACUCGGGGGUGACACCAUCCAAACAGAGUGGUUUGCAAUUCACAAGGAUCGCAAACGUACCGGCGUCUGUCAGAUGCAAUUUGCAAAAAUUAUGUAAUUCGUUUCAGAAUUCCAGCACAUUGCUGGAAGGGAACUCGAAUUCAUCCUGGGCCGAAAUGGAAUCGUACGUCAUCGGUAAUGUUCAGAUGUAUCCUCCUACUCUAGCGACUCGACAGAUGUUGAUCCUACGCUACUUGACACCUAUGGGAGAAUAUCAGGAAUUCCUAGGUCAUGUAUUCGAACAUAGCGCUCUGGACUUGAUAUUGAAAUAUAUUAAUGUACGAGAGACCAAAGAUAGCAGACUUGCUUUCGAAGCUCUUAAAUAUCUCGCGUCCCUGCUGUGUCAUAAGAAGUUUUCGAUUGAGUUUCUCAACGUCGGCGGCUUACAACGGCUGUUAGACGUGCCGAGACCGAGUGUUGCAGCAACAGGUGUGUCUAUAUGUCUGUAUUAUCUUGCGUACUGCGAAGACGCUAUGGAACGAGUGUGUUUAUUGCCAAAACACAUAAUAUCCGAUCUUGUAACUUAUGCAUUGUGGUUACUGGAACGCAGUCACGAUUCCGGACGAUGUCAUGCGACUAUGUUCUUUGGUUUUUCUUUUCCAUUCAAAGUCAUAUUGGAAGAGUUUGAUGCACAGGAUGGCUUGAGAAAAUUAUUUAAUGUGAUAUCUACAUUACCAAUCUUAAAUGUUGAAGAAGAAUCAACUAUAAAUGACGAUGAGGAAUGUGCAUCGAGGCAGAUUGUGCGACAUGUGGCUGUUGCUUUGAAAAGGUACAUGGAAGCGCAUUUGCACAUGAAAGCAGAACAAUUACAACGGGCAGAAAACGUUAGGGCUGAACGCGAUACAUGGCAGCCUUCGUUACCGCCUUAUAAGGCUUGCAAACUUAGCAGCGAAGAAGUUCAAGCAAAGGUAGAGCUUCUUCAAGAAUUAAUGUCAGUCAGAGCAGUAUGGCCGCCAGUGGAAGAACUUCAUCGUUUGGGUGGUAUUACAUUGCUUUUGCAAAUUAUAGCUUUUGCUCGUGAAUGGAAUUACAGCGGACGGGUACAUGCCACAUCUAGUGCAGAGACAGUUCGAUCGUGUUUGGACGUAAUCGCAAUUUGUUCUGUUGUGCCGAAAGUUAUGUUGCUGCUAUGCGAAAGAGUCGAUAUGCCGGACAUGUCAAUGACAAUGGCAAUUAAUCUCUUGCUAGCUGCAGCUGAAUGUGAAAUUAUUGCAGAUGCUGAUGUACAGAGAGCAGCGCUUAGAGCUGUAAUUAAUUGUGUAUGUGCUCCCAUAAACAGAGUCGGAGGAAAUGUAGCCAGAUAUUCCAUAACUGGGUCUGCUAAGAAAAAAGCAAACAUGCACAACAGUGAAGAACUAAUACAGAAAGUAUGGGAAAGCGUUAGGUCAAACAAUGGAAUAAUGGUAUUAUUGCAAUUAAUGAUGGUGAAAACGCCUAUCACCGAUGCCGACAGCAUAAGAGCGUUAGCGUGUCGUGCGUUAGCUGGAUUAGCACGUAGUGAAAAAGUUAGGCAGAUUAUUAGCAAGCUACCAAUGUUCACAAAUGGCCAAAUUCAGUCACUUAUGAAAGAUCCUAUUUUACAAGAGAAACGACAGGAACAUGUCACCUUUCAAAAAUAUGCUCUCGAAUUAAUGGAAAGAGUUUCUGGUAAAGCAAAACCAACAGGUGCAGAAUAUGAAAUUUCCUUAGUUAGUUUACACAGGUACAAACGGAUCAAACGUUCGGAAAUGCGAAGCGAGCCACAUAAGUGCCCAGAUCCAUGUACAAAAAAUUCUUCACCUACAAAUGUAACAGUGAGAUUAGCAAGACGAGCAUUAGGAAUGGAUAGUAGAACAUUAGAUAGAAAAUACAUUUACAGCCGUUUCUGUCCUGUAAAAACUUUUCGGCCUACUGACGUAGGAGGAAUAUUCACUUGUUGUACUUUCUCGCCUUGUACACAAUAAAUCAUUUUGGGCACCCAUGCUGGAGACAUCAAAAUGUUCAAUAUUCAUACAGGCAUGGAGGAGGCAACUUAUCAAUGUCAUGAAUCAUAUGUAUAUCAUAUGGAAUGUAAUCAACGUGGUAAUCUUUUAUUGACAUCAACUGCUUGGAGAAGUCCUAUGUCAGCACUCUGGGACAUAGGAGCGUUUUUCGAAAUGAAAUUAGCUUUAGAGAAUGAAGAUUAUGUUGAGUUCGGAAAAUUGCAAGAUAGAAUAAUUGGCACGCAAGGAGAAAGCGCGACGAUAUAUGAUAUAGGAACUGGAAAAUUAUUAACAACUUUGACGCCAUCAAUUUCAAAUCAAUAUACUAAGAAUCGUGCAACUUUUAGUAUGAAUGAUGAAUUGGUUCUUAGUGAUGGCAUAUUGUGGGACGUUAAUUCAGGCAAGGAAAUCCAUAAAUUCGAUAAAUUGAAUCAAACGUUAAACGGAGUUUUUCAUCCAAAUGGAACCGAAGUUGUGUCUAAUACUGAAGUAUGGGAUUUGAGAACGUUUCACUUACUUAAGACAAUUUCUACUCUUGACGAAAUGGAAGUGAUUUUUUCGCCGGUCAACAAUAUUAUAUAUGCAGUUGCGUUAGAUGCACAAGAGGCUGAAAACGAUUCUCAUUAUGUGACUUCUUUUAAGACUCUAGAUGCUUUAGAUUAUAGCAAUAUUGCAACUUGCGAUGUAAAAAGAGGAAUUUAUGGCCUUGCGUGUAACAAAUUUGACACUCAGAUUGCCAUAGUGGAAAAUAUAGGAGACUUCUCAAGCAUACAGGAAUCAUGUGUUAGAUUAUAUGAUGUUGGAAGACGAAGAGAUGAUGAAGAUGAAGCUGAUGAGGAUGAUGAAGAGGAAGAUCUUGAUGCUAGUGAUGAUGAUGGUUCCAAUUCUGCAUCUGAUGAUAAUAAUCCAGAUGAUGGUGAUAAUGCAGAUGCUGGUGCAGAAGACAAUGGCGAUGAUAACGAUCAGAAUGACAGGGAAAAUAAUGACGAUGACGGCGAUGAUGAAGAUGGCGGAGAUGGCGAUGAUUCUGGCGACGAUAGUUACGAUCCUAACGGCAUUCACGAUCUCUCCGAUGAUUUUUCUUUAUCUGAUGAUGGACUAAUGGACGGUUUCGAGAUAUUUUUUCGUGAAUAUCAUUGAUAACCCCUUGUGUAUACACACACAUACGCGCGCACACAAUACAUACACAAAAUAAGUAUUAUAAACAAAAUUUCAUUACAAUGUAUCUCUCCCUCACACACAACACACACACACACACACACACACACACACAUAACACACACCACAUAUACAUUAUUUGCACUCCUUAAAUGUAUAAAUAUUUUCAAUUGAUUUAAUACUGUAAUUUGAAUACUUCUGUUCGUUUUACACGAGAAUAUAAAUAUGUGUCUGUACUUUUAAAAUUACAGAUGUGAUUGAUUGUAAAUGAUUAUUGCCAGCUUUUUCUUUGAUUAUUGAAUAAAAACCUGUUAUAUAUUCUUUUCAAU
Molecule: messenger RNA, 4604 nt
Organism: Formica exsecta
Lineage: Eukaryota; Metazoa; Arthropoda; Insecta; Hymenoptera; Formicidae
Gene: mahj
Product: DDB1- and CUL4-associated factor 1-like
Exons: 14
Biological process (GO): protein ubiquitination
Cellular component (GO): Cul4-RING E3 ubiquitin ligase complex; nucleus
Molecular function (GO): protein binding
Source: RefSeq, a predicted model, not a curated record